UCUCUUUUUGCAAUAAAUGGCCUUCAGCGAUCAUAAACGAGCUAAAUUUAGAUAUUUGACCAUUAGCAGGAAGCACUACAACUACGACUACUGUUUUUUAAACAAUGCGACAAUGGGAUGGCGAAGAUGGCCUUUCCUGUACCACGUUGAUGUGUAGUGGUCAGAUUUGAUCGAGUUAAAUGGACUAAGUUCGAUGAACGCGUUGAAAUUGAAUAAUUUUAUUAAAAUAUCUUUUGUCUCACCUCACAGAAAUUAUCUUAAAUUAUCUUUGAAACGUGUAGUUCAGAGCUACAUAUUAAAAAUGGAAAAUCCUAUUUCUCCACAACCAUAUUUAAAUGGACUAUCGGACAUAACAACAGGUGGUAUAAAAAGGUACACUCAUGAUCAUUUACCGCCAAGGCCUGUGGUAUUUUGUGGACCAUCGGGAAGUGGAAAAUCUACGCUUUUGAAGUAUUUGAUGAACGAGUUCCCGGAGUACUUCGGCUUUAGUAUUUCACAUACUACCAGAAAGCCAAGACCAGGAGAAAAACCUGGAAAAGAUUAUAACUUUGUGAGCAGAUCUGAGUUUGAAAGAGCGAUUGAAAACAAUGAAUUUCUGGAAUAUGCUGAAUUUUCUGGAAAUAUUUAUGGCACUAGUAAAAAAGGUGUAAAAUGUGUUCAAAACCAAGGAAGGAUAUGUAUCCUGGAUAUUGAAAUUGAAGGUGUGAAGAAUGUAAAAAAGACUGAUCUGAAUCCUAGAUUUAUCUUCAUAAAACCACCCAGUUUGCAAAUAUUGGAAGAGCGUUUGCGAGGUAGAGGCACCGAAAGCGAAGAGAGUAUUCAAAAAAGACUAGCCAGAGCAAAGGAAGAACUUGCAUAUGGUGAAGUGCCAGGAAACUUUGAUUUCGUGCUGGUUAACGAUGAUGCUGAAGAUACAUACAAACAGCUUCGAAGUUAUCUGAUGCCAGACAUUGAGGAAUUGAAAAAAAGAAAGCGUAUCUGAACUGUGCUGCCUGCUAUAUCAUAGCAGCAUCUGUAAAUACUUUCUUUCACUGUUGUAUAUGUUGACAAACAUCAUAUCACUUUCCUCCAUUAGAUGGCUCACUGACACUUCACAACUGUAGAAGCUUCUUUGCUUUUGUUCAUCUUUAUUUAUUUUCAUUUAUUUAUUUCCUUUCUUAUGGCAACAUGCCGAGUCUAUGCUCAGCAUUUUUCUGUACAAAGGGCCCAAUUUGUCCGAAAAGCAUUGGCAAGUUUUUCCAGUGGCUAUGACUGUGAUUUAAGAGACUAGCUGUAUAUAAUUUUGAUUGCAAAUAUACGAGAACAGCAAAAUCAAUUUUUUACAUUCUAAAUAAAACCGUUUUUGCAUUGAAAGUUUUUUCCCUAAACUUUUACUCCAAACAAAAAUUGUGCCUGAAGUUUAUUUCAAUAUUGUAAAAUGAAAUUUGUAAAAAUCAUUUAAACUAUGAAUCCAACUUUGUUAAUCCAAAAAUUUUCAUAAAUUAGAUGAUUUUAAAAUGAAACUUUUAUUCCUGUUUUGUGGCAUUUCUUUUAUGAAAUGCAAGUUUUUUUGAUACAGUAAUUCUUAAAAUUUGACUUGUGAUGUUUAUCUUUGUAUCACCUACGGAUGCACCGAUUAAUCGGCAGUACCAAUUAAUCUGCCACUUUGCGGAUUACUUAUAAUCUGGUAAAUUUUGAGGAUUAAUCGGUGGAAAAAAUAUUUUCUAAAAUACAUUUUUUCAAUCAUACCUUCAACAAGGAACUAUGAUGAGUAUAUUUGUUAACAAUAAUAUUUUGAAUAAAUAUUUUUCCUAUUUUGAAUAAAUACACACAUGUAAACAAAUUUGCCACAAAUUUCAUUUGUCAACCCUUUUCUCCUUUAGCAUAAUGCUUUUAGAUAUAUUCUUAAAAAAACUAGAAGUUAAGUCUUGGAUUAAAUGGUUACUAAUAAUUAAAAAAUAAAUUGAAAUUGCUCCCAUAUUCGCUUGCUGACAGGCUACCCAAAUUUUAAUCUCUAGUUAACAUAAUGUAAUUUUAUUAACAAUAAUAUGGAAAUUGGCUCGAAGAAAUAAAAUGAAAUUUUAAAAUUAUUUUUGGAAAAGAGAAAAAUAAAUAGUCUCUCGGAAAUAAAUUAUUAACUAUUUCUUAAGUCGAAAUUAUAAAAGAAAAAUAUAAUGGAGAAAUUUGUGGUUUUAAAAAUAAUCAUUAUGAUCAUUAAUUGGCUCUGCCGAUUAUCAACAGCCGAUUAUUCGGUAAUCAACCAAUUUGCUUAUCGGCGCAUCCUUAGUAUCAUCUUACUAAAGUAGAUCUAAAUAUGCUGCAUUUACCUUGUCAUAUCAACUAAUGUGAAUAAUGAAAUACGUGUGAAUGUUCUGAUAACAAAUGGUUUGGUUUGUAUUGCAUGUAAAUUACAUGUUUUUGUACAUGAAUGUAGCUUUGGUACAGCUUUUGUGCAGCUUUCACAUUUUGGAAUUGAAUUUUACAAUUUUUAUGCAUUUCUCUCGAUUACUGUUCUUUUAGACUUUGUAAUCGCGUAAAUAUCAUUUGUCUGUUGAAAAGAAUUCUCCAACUUGAUUUUGUAAUCUUUGCUUUUACUUUUAUACAGUGUGUCUGUCUGUAUAUAGAAUUAGAAAAUAAAAAGAAAACUA
Messenger RNA from Uloborus diversus, 2627 nucleotides. RefSeq names its product guanylate kinase-like. Gene Ontology annotation, biological process: purine nucleotide metabolic process. Gene Ontology annotation, cellular component: cytosol. Bases 194 to 982 code for a protein of 262 amino acids. The record is from RefSeq and is a predicted model, not a curated record. Gene Ontology annotation, molecular function: GMP kinase activity. NCBI's taxonomy places the organism in Eukaryota, Metazoa, Arthropoda, Arachnida, Araneae, Uloboridae. The transcript has 8 exons.